UUGCUCACACCAACCAGCUCACAGCCAAAGAGCUCCUCUGUCCCUCUCACACUGAUCGCGCUUUAAACCAGGACUUCCCCCUGAAAAAAAAAAAAACAUUACUCCAAAGGAAGUUAUUGCUCAAGCCUAAAGGCAACUUCUAAGUCUCGAACCAAAGAGGAGGUGUGACACAGAGGAAGAAGUGAAUCAGCACCACCACUAAGGUGUUCCCAUCACAGUGUAGUGGAGUUCAAGAUCCAGCAGAUCUGAAGAUUUCAACAGCAGCUAUGACUCAGAGCAAUGGGGAGAACCCACAGAGGACCCGGAGUGGUCUCCACCAGAUCCGGGCAGGGAUCCAGUCCCGAUCACUGCUGGCUAAGAAGAAAGUGGAGAACAUCACAAAGGAUGAUGUGAAAGGAUUCUUCAUUAGAAAUGCCUUUGUGAUCUUAACCGUUGCAGCCGUCAUUAUUGGUAUAAUCCUGGGAUUUGCUCUGCGGCCUUAUAACAUGUCUUACCGCGAAGUGAAGUUCUUCUCUUUUCCUGGAGAAUUGCUGAUGAGAAUGCUUCAGAUGCUGGUUCUGCCCCUGCUGGUUUCCAGUCUCAUCACAGGUAUGGCUGCUCUGGACAGCCGUGCUUCUGGUAAAAUGGGUAUGAGGGCAGUGGUCUACUACACUACCACCACCAUCAUCGCUGUGAUCAUCGGUAUCAUCAUGGUGCUCAUUAUUCACCCUGGAAAAGGAUCAAAGGAUGAGUUCACCAAGCGGCAGCAGAUAGAGCAGGUCAGCCCUGCUGAUGCCUUUCUGGACCUCAUCAGAAACAUGUUUCCUCCUAACCUUGUGGAAGCGUGCACCAAACAGUUCAAGACACAAUAUGCCAAGAGAGUAGUCCAUGUGAAGAUGACAGUGAAUGAUACAAUAUUCACACUCAAUGGUAGUCAGGAGAUAACCCGGGAGGAGAUGAUCCCAGUGCCGGGGUCAGUUAAUGGAAUCAAUGCUCUCGGCCUGGUGGUGUUUUCCAUGUGCUUCGGUCUGAUCAUUGGCAGCAUGAGAGAGCAGGGACAGCCCUUGAAAGACUUCUUUGAUUGUCUUAAUGAAGCCAUCAUGAGGCUGGUUGCCAUAAUUAUGUGGUAUGCCCCUAUUGGUAUCUUGUUCCUAAUUGCCGGUAAGAUCGUGGAGAUGGAGGACAUUACAGCCAUGGGUGGCCAGCUGGGGAUGUACACAGUGACAGUCAUUUGUGGGCUGCUCAUCCACGCCAUCUUUGUCCUGCCAACGCUCUACUUUGUCAUCACCAGGAAGAACCCCUUUGUUUUCAUCGCAGGGCUAUUGCAGGCACUCAUCACUGCCCUGGGAACAUCCUCCAGCUCUGCUACUUUGCCCAUCACUUUUAAAUGCCUGGAGGAAAACAACAAAGUGGACAAGCGUGUGACCCGUUUCGUGCUCCCUGUUGGCGCCACAAUAAACAUGGAUGGCACAGCUCUAUAUGAAGCCCUGGCAGCCAUCUUCAUUGCUCAGGUCAAUGAUUAUGACCUUAACUUCGGACAGAUUCUCACCAUCAGUAUCACAGCCACAGCAGCCAGUAUUGGAGCAGCUGGAAUCCCACAGGCAGGACUGGUUACCAUGGUGAUAGUGCUAACAUCUGUAGGCCUGCCCACUGAUGACAUCACGCUCAUUAUUGCUGUUGAUUGGUUCCUGGAUCGUCUGCGCACCACCACCAAUGUCCUUGGAGACUCUAUUGGUGCAGGUAUAGUGGAACACCUGUCUCGCCACGAAUUGCAAAACAAGGACCCCGAGGUGGGCAACUCAGUGGUUGAGGAGGCAGACAAGAAGCCAUACCAGCUCAUCUGCCAGGAGAAUGAAUAUGAGAAUGAGAGGCCUGCUGACAGUGAGACCAAGAUGUAGGGGAAAGCUUUGUGUCUGAGGUUGCGUAUUUUCUUGGGAAAACCAUUGCACAGCAUUGAACCACAUUCUCAACUAAACUCCUCUUGAUUUGCAAACCCUCCUCUCUCACAUGAUUGAAGGGUUCAAAUUAAAUUGAUAUACAGCUAGGAUAUAUUUCAGCCAAGUGAUUUCCACUAAUGUGAGAGGUCUGUUGUGGGCUUUCUUGACACACUGUAGACUUGAAAUGGUUCCCAGUUUGCAUUGUUUUUCUGAGAGUUUGUGCUAUAAUGCUUCCUAAGAGUACUAUAUGGAACUGCCAUAGGGUGGCAGCUGUUUACUAUUAAAGAUAAACUACUAUAGAGCCUGGUGGUCUGUGGCCCGCGUGCCAUAUCCAACUUCUCUUAGAACUGUGAUGACUAAUCUUACCCACUAGAGGCCAGUAUUGCCAUGAGUCUCAACACCUCAGCAGAUUACAACCCAUCCUUGUACAGACUUUUUCUGGCUUCAUAGUUGUUGCUUUUCUUUCAUUUGUGUGUGGUGAAAAAUGAAGUGGUAGCAAAAAUCUGUCUGAAGACCAGAGUGAAAAGUGUUGGAUAUCAUGCACAAAAAGGGCUGUGUAUUUACAAACCUCUAUAUAGACUUUAGUGGCUUUAUUUUCCAUAAUCUGGUGUACAGACUUCAUCUGGAUGGAUGAUGUCUUUUACCUUGAGGCACACACACAUACUUUUGUCCCCAGACUGUCCAAACUAGUAAGUGCUUUCAUUAAGCAAAGUUGUUAAGAGUGCCUUGGCUUGGCAACUAUCCAGCCAUGUUUUUUGUUACACAUAUAGCUCAAACUAAUCGCUACAAUCAUUAAGACUGAUGUACCAAAAUCACUCAGCCAUGCUUAUACCUGCAAAUUUGCUCAGCUGAGAAUUUGAACCAUCAUCAAAUCAGAAGUUUAAGCCAUUACAUUUCAACCAAAAAGAAGCACCAAAAAUAUUAUCCAAAUUUCCGUUCAAUUUAAUUGAAUUAUACCCUCCCACAGCCAAACAAAUCACUAACCUGCAGAAUAAUAUUGUACCGUUUCAAUAGGAAGAUAGUAUUUCUGAUCAAUCUAAUGAUGAUUGUGAGUCAGUUCUUUACCUAGGCCCUCUUACAUGCCAAUGGAACUAAAAUUAAUUUUGUUGAAACAUUCACAUCAGUAUGAAAUAUCUGUUUUACAUGAAAUUUGCAAAAUUGUAGUCAGUAGGUUGGUAAUAUAAUUUUCAAAUGUUGCUGGACUAUAUUCAAGCCUUCACUAUUCUCAAUUCAACUUUUUACCCGUAGAUAAUAAAAUCUAAUGCUUAUUUCAUUUGAUUUAACAUGGAGGCAUGUUGUAAAGUAAUGGAUUUCACUUCAUUCCCCAUUUUUUAUUUUAGCUAGCUUGAAUUGAUAAGUGCUGUUUUGUAUUCUUAUAUUAACAUUUACAUAGUAGUUGCUUUGUAUAGGAGAAUCUUCUGAAAAUACUGUACUUGUAUAGAGAAAUGUAGAUAAAAGUGUACAUUAAUUGUAGAUUUAAACUGUUAAAGGUUACUUGAGGAUUGUGUAUGUGAAGAUUCUGUAACCAUGCUCUUAUCAAACCUAAUGACCAAACUAACAGUCCCUCUAGUUCCUUUUAUAUAUGCAAAACUGGAUGAUUUAAAGUACCAAAUGUUUUCUUCUAUCCACUUGAGGAAAUGGAAUAGUUCCUUUGUUUACAGUUGCUGGUGUCUCUCUUGAUAUGAUGGUUUCUCUCAUGAAUUCACAUUGGAGUGCACACACACACACACACACACACACAGACAACACACAUACACACACACAACUGAAUGAUAGAUGUAGUUGUAUCUUGCAUGGAUUUUUUGAAUAAAAAAGUGAAAUCAGU
This is a messenger RNA of Toxotes jaculatrix (banded archerfish), 3741 nucleotides long. RefSeq names its product solute carrier family 1 member 3a (gene slc1a3a). Gene Ontology annotation, molecular function: neutral L-amino acid transmembrane transporter activity; L-glutamate transmembrane transporter activity; glutamate:sodium symporter activity. The transcript is spliced from 10 exons. The record is from RefSeq and is a predicted model, not a curated record. Gene Ontology annotation, biological process: L-glutamate import across plasma membrane; D-aspartate import across plasma membrane; L-aspartate import across plasma membrane. NCBI's taxonomy places the organism in Eukaryota, Metazoa, Chordata, Actinopteri, Toxotidae. Bases 267 to 1877 code for a protein of 536 amino acids. Gene Ontology annotation, cellular component: plasma membrane.